Mesocestoides corti is the source of this 2568-nucleotide messenger RNA. NCBI's taxonomy places the organism in Eukaryota, Metazoa, Platyhelminthes, Cestoda, Cyclophyllidea, Mesocestoididae. The record is from the annotation of a GenBank genome assembly.
AUGGCAGGAAAAAUAGCAAAGCAGUUAGCUGGAAGUGGCACUGGACAAAGUUUUAUGGAUAGAGUUACACAGGCCAAGUACAGUUUGGCUGGGUCGGCACUUGGCAAGGUUGUUGCAAAGGCGUCAACAGAAGAAUUAAUUGCCCCAAAAAAGAAACACUUGGAAAACUUGACAAAGUGUAGCAAUGAGCCAAAUGUAUCGAUACCCUUACUUAUUAACUUUUUAUCCGAGAGAGCGCAUGAAAAAUCGUGGGUUGUUGUAUUCAAGGCGCUUAUUACAACUCAUCAUUUGCUGAAUUAUGGAAAUGAGAAAGUAUCACAGUAUAUGGCAUCCAAUAAUUGCAGCUUCCAUCUCCCUCACUUCAACGACAAAUCGAGCUCACAAUCUUACGAGAUGUCUCUAUUCAUUCGAAAGUACUCGAAAUAUUUAGCGGAGAAGACAAAGUCUUAUCAACUGAUGGCUUUUGAUUUCUGUAAGGUUAAACGUGGGAAGGAUGACGGAGUAAUGCGUACAAUGCCAGCAAAUAAGCUAUUGAAGGCACUUCCAGUCCUUCGAGAUCAGCUCAACGUCUUGUUUGAAUUUGAGGCGACCGAAAAAGAUCUUAACAAUCUCAUCAUCAAUGCUGCCUUUAUUCUUCUGUACAAAGACCUCAUACGCUUGUUUGCUUCCUAUAAUGAAGGAAUGAUGAACCUUGUUGAAAAAUUCUUCUCAAUGAAGCGAUCGCAUUGCCGGACAGCUCUUGAACUUUAUCGAGAUUUUCCAAACAUCAUGACGAAAGUCGACGAAUUUUUGACAGUCGCUGAAAGGCUUGGAAUCGGUGACAAGGAAGCAAUGGGCUUACAUCCAGUCCCUCCACAAAUACUGGAAGCCAUGGAACAACACCUUGCUUUGUUAAAUAAGACGAAGAAGCCUGGGUUAGUGCCCAAAAUUUUUCCUAAUGGUGUUAUGCGUUGGGCACCAAUGCAGAAACUUGACGACGAUCAUGACGAUGCUGAUGGCAAAGAGGAGGAGGACGUAGGAAAGAAUUCGACGAAGAAGCCUCUGUCCACGGCUAAAAUUGCAGCGUCGCCCGCCCGCCCAAAGUCGCCGUCAAAGCAUGUCUCCGCCUCCCCAUCUCGUCCGACCUCCUCUCCCGCUGGUGAAGCGAAGGCGACACCAAGCGAAGCCUUACUAAUUGCUGAUCUCAACACGCUUCCAGUUGACGAGGACAACUCCAGUGGAAAUCUCCCGAGCAACCAUAUUAAGGCUCCUCCCACGGAAGUAAUUGUCACCAACCCCGAUGGCGAAAGCACAGAACCGGUGGAGGAUGACGGCGUUUGUCAGCAAGUCAUUGAAGCCGAGGAAGAAGAGGAGGAGAGUGAAGAGAAUGAAAAGGACGAGGCUGAUGAAGCCGAAGGUCUCUCAGCUGAACAGCAACAAGCCGUCAUUGCGGCCGCAGCCCAGCACUUCGCGCACUCCUCCGAACUCACCAACCAGGCUGUCAAACAGUCUGUUAUGCUUACCCCGAGGCAAACACGCAAAACCCAGCAUGAAACAGGUGGAGCUGACCGAAGCCCCUCGUCAACGAGGUCUCGCAGUCCCUCUCCGGUCCGACCCCCACCACCCCGAAGUCCGUCACCUGUUCGCCCAGCCUCACCCCGUUCCGGCCGGUCGACGCCCCUCCACGAAACCCCGGAUUCCGACACUGCCACAGGGUUUGCGGACUUUAGCGGGUGCGUUGAUGAGUCCUCCUGUGGUCGCUUGCACUGGGACGUUCGCGUGGGCUUUUCUGGCGCGGGCAGAGCGACGCGAUUAAAACGCGCCUGCCAGGGUCUGAAAGGGGCUUUUGCGCUUGGCAGCGAACGCGCGUCUAUCGAUCGACCAGCCAAUCGCAAUCGUGGGCGAAUUCACUCACCUUCGCACCGCACGCUGCCAAUGUCUUAUCUGCCGAAGAAUCGAACGUGGGCCAAACACGUGAAGCUGAAGGCGAGUCGCGUAACAAAGCGUUGUCUCAUUCUUAACCCAACUGCGGAUGUGGAUAUCGACGACUUGCUUGGAUUCGGUGACGAGGUUCCCGUUAGUCAGGUAAAACCAACCGUUCAGGCCAUGUCGGCUCCUUUACAGGCCACCCAGCCGCCUGCGGUUCAGUCAAAACCCCACUCAGCCCUUGACGACCUGCUCUCGCUGGAUCCGCUCAUGGAUGGGGGAUCAAAUUCGACGCCACUCACCGGCACUGCGACGCCGUCGACUAAAUUUGACCCUUCAGGUUUGCCCGCAGGUAACAACUGUGGAAUUUGUGAUCUCUGCGCGUGUUUGGUAGGUCUAAAACCUGCGCCCACCGACGUGCUGAUUCGGCCCGCAGUGGUGGACAAGGGCGCCGCGAAGAACGCGAACCCACUCGACCAACUCGACACAACUCUCGCUAGUCUGGCUUCCAGUCUUGGAAGCAGAACGUCGGACUGGGGCAGCGCUUCCGCCAAGGUGAGUCCGAACGACCUUCGCUCGUACUUCCCACCGCUUAAGCAACCUCCUCAGCCCCCAGAUUUUGAAUUGUGGGGCUGGAUUAGAAGAGUGCAUACAGUGAUUUGA